Messenger RNA from Lactuca sativa (garden lettuce), 1152 nucleotides. RefSeq lists its product as uncharacterized. Gene Ontology annotation, biological process: retrograde vesicle-mediated transport, Golgi to endoplasmic reticulum. NCBI's taxonomy places the organism in Eukaryota, Viridiplantae, Streptophyta, Magnoliopsida, Asterales, Asteraceae. Gene Ontology annotation, molecular function: SNAP receptor activity. Gene Ontology annotation, cellular component: endoplasmic reticulum; SNARE complex. The record is from RefSeq and is a predicted model, not a curated record.
UUUAAUCAUUUUUACCAUUGGGUUCGAUCGAUAGCUCACCGUCGCCACCGCCUGCUGUCCCCUCCACAGUCCACUCUACCCCUAAAUACCAAUAAUCGUCUUUGCCGAUCAGAUUACCAUUUGACAUCAAGAAGCACAGGGCAUACUGAUCUUCACUUGAACACCAACCAGUUACAUCCAAACCCUAUAGGUGGGUGUGGGUGGAUCAAAAUAUCUCCCAAUUUUUAUGAAUUUCGUCAUCUAUGAUUCAACAUUUUCAGUCUCUCAGUCAUAUAUCCUUCUUGGUUUUUUUGGACGAUGGGACUGAGUAAAACUGAAAUCAAUUUGAGGCGAUUGCUUGCAGCUGCCCCUCAGCAACAACAUCAAGCCAAACUUAUUCAUUAUGUUGGCACUUUAAGGGAGCAGUUGGAGCAACUCGCUGCAGAAAAAACUUCAGAAGGGCUACCAAGAGUUUCAAAAGCUACAGUGAGUGAUUACUCUGAGAAAAUUGAAGCUAUUGCAGCUAAGUUGGCUUCCCAAGUGUUGAACACCAUAGAAUCUCCAGAGCUGCCCACUGCUGACACUUCUGUAAGUGAAAAUACAACAAAAACUGAAGCGGAAAGUAUCUCCACUGGCACUUCUCAAGGGUUGAGAAGAAGAAUUGUGCCCACAUCAAGUGUUGAAGAGAGAGGCCAAAAUACUCCUAUUGAUGCAACUGAUUCAGCUCCUAUCAAAUUGGAUGCUGGAGCACAGGCUCAUAUUUCAAAACACAGGAAGCUUCAAGAAGACUUGACUGAUGAAAUGGUUAUCCUUGCACGCCAACUCAAAGAGAGUACUCUCAUGAUGAAUCAAUCCAUAAAAAACACCGAAAAAAUUCUUGAUUCGACAGAGGAAGCAGUGGAACAUAGCUUAGCAAGCACAGGGAGAGCCAAUACAAAGGCAAUGGCUAUAUACUCGGAGGCUUCCAAGACUUCAUGCUUCACUAUCCUUUUGAUGCUUCUAAUGACAUGUAUCUUUUUCAUGGUGGUUUUUCUUAUCAAAAUCACAUGAAAUCAUCCACCCUUUGUCAAAUAUUAUUUUAUGGUUUUCGACUUUCAUCGCUUGAAAAUAUUUGUAUCUUGUAGUACAAAAAAGUUUUAUUUGAAGUAAUAUGAUUAAAGUAGAUAGUGACAA